CUGAGCAGCAUUCUUCUCUUUCCCUGGGCAUGAUCUGGGCUACCCUCUUCAGCUUUUGCGUGUCCUAGAGAAUCCAGGUGUCUCGAGAGCCGCCUCUGUCACCUUGUGACCUGCACGUACCCGAAGAUCUGUAGGGACGACACCGGGACAUCCCGGAAGCUGGGAAAUGGAACUGUUGACCUUCAGAGAUGUGUCUAUAGAAUUCUCUGUGGAUGAGUGGGACUGUCUGGACCGUGCUCAGCAGAAUUUGUAUCGGGAUGUCAUGUUAGAGACCUACAGAAACCUGGUCUUCCUUGGACUUGCUGUCUCUAAGCCAGACCUCAUCACCUGUCUGGAGCAAAGGAAAGAACCCUGGAAGGUGAAGACUCGCCAGACAGUGGUCAAGCAUCCAGUUAUAUCUAAUCAUUCUACCCAGAGCAAUUCACAAGUGCUGGGCGUGAAUAUUUUAUUAUCAGAGAUAAUCCUGAGAAGAUAUGAAAUGAUAGCCCUGAGAAUUUCAACUCAAUAAAAGACUGGGAUAGGGUGGGUGAGUAUAAGCAGCAGAAAGUAUGUUACAAUGGACUAAACGAAAGUUUAACAGCUAUGCAUGGUAAAACCUACGAAUGCAGUAAAUGUUUCCAAGUUGUCAGAAAAGUAUCAAAUGUAAAUAGACAUAAGAUGACACAUACCGGGGAAAUAACAUUGGAAUGUAAUAAAUAUGGGAAAGCCUUACAACUAUGCUCAAAAGCUGGUAAACAUAAGAUAAUCCAUUUUGUGGAAAAGCAGUGCAAAUGUAAAGAAUGUUGUAGAGUCUUUAAAUCUUGCUCAAGACUGCCUGAAUACCGGGGACUUCAUACUGCAGAGAAAAUCUCCCAUUGUGAGAAUGAUGACAAGUGUCUUAGCCAUAGCUCAACAUAUUCUAACUAUAAGACAAUUUAUAACCUAGAGAAACCCUACAAAUGUAAAGAAUGUGGCAAAGCCUUUAACAAUUACUCAAACCUUUUUGUGCAUCAAAGAAUUCAUUCUGGGGAAAAACCCUACAAAUGUGAAGAAUGUGGCAAAGCCUUUAACCGGUACUCAUCCCUUUCUAGACAUAAAACAAUUCAUUCUGGAGAGAAACCCUACAAAUGUGAAGAAUGUGGAAAAGCCUUUAAAGAUUCCUCAACUCUUUCUGUUCAUAAAAGAAUUCAUUCUGGGGAGAAACCAUACAAAUGUGAAGAAUGUGGAAAAGCCUUUAUUGAUUCCUCACACCUUUCUAGACAUAAGAGAAUUCAUUCUGGAGGGAAACCCUGCAAAUGUCAAGAAUGUGGCAAAACCUUUCACCAGUACUCAUACCUUUCUAGACAUAAAAAAAUUCAUUCUGGAGAGAAACCCUACAAAUGUGAAGAAUGUGGAAAAACUUUUAACGAUUCCUCAACCCUUUCUGUACAUAAAAGAAUUCAUUCUGGAGAGAAACCCUACAAAUGUGAACAAUGUGGAAAAGCCUUUAAGGAUUCCUCAACCCUUUCUGUACAUAAAAGAAUUCAUUCUGGAGAGAAACCCUAUAAAUGUGAAGAAUGUGGAAAAGCCUUUAAUCAGUACUCAAACUUUUCUGUACAUAAAAGAAUUCACUCUGGGGAGAAGCCCUACAAAUGUGAAGAAUGUGGCAAAGCCUUUAACCAGUACUCAUACCUUUCUGCACAUAAAAGAAUUCAUUCUGGACAGAAACCCUACAAAUGUGUAGAAUGUGGGAAAGCCUUUAACCGGUACUCAAACUUUUCUGUACAUAAAAGAAUUCACUCUGGGGAGAAGCCCUAUAAAUGUGAAGAAUGUGGCAAAGCCUUUAACCAGUACUCAUACCUUUCUGUACAUAAAAGAAUUCAUUCUGGAGAGAAACCCUACAAAUGUGAACAGUGUGGAAAAGCCUUUAAGGGUUCCUCAACCCUUUCUGUACAUCAAAAAAUUCAUUCUGGGGAGAAACCAUACAAAUGUGAAGAAUGUGGCAAAACUUUUAACCGGUACUCACACCUUUCUGUACAUAAAAGAAUUCAUUCUGGAGAAAAACCUUACAAAUGUGAAGAAUGUGGAAAAGCCUUUCACGAUUCCUCAAAUCUUUCUGUACAUAAAAGAAUUCAUACUAGAGAGAAACCCUACAAAUGUGAAGAAUGUGGCAAAGCCUUUAACGAUUCCUCACACCUUUCUAGACAUAAGAGAAUUCAUUCUGGAGAGAAACCCUACAAAUGUGAAGAAUGUGGAAAAGUCUUUUACCAGUACACACACUUUUCUGUACAUAAAAGAAUUCAUUCUGGUGAGAAACACUACAAAUGUGAAGAAUGUGGCAAAACCUUUAACCAGUACUCACACCUUUGUGUACAUAAAAGAAUUCAUUCUGGAGAGAAACCCUACAAAUGUGAAGAAUGUGGAAAAGCCUUUAACUGGUACUCAACCCUGUCUGUACAUAAAAGAAUUCAUUCUGGAUAGAAACCCUAUGAAUGGCUAAAAUGUGGCAAAUUCUAUAACCCGUACUCUCACUUUUCUGUACAUAAAAAAAUUCAUUCUGGAGAAAGAUGUUACAUAUAUGAAUAGUGUGGCAAACCCUUUAACUCAGAGUCAAAGCAGCCUGUACAUUAAAAUAAAAUGAGAUAACAUUGAAAACCUAGAAAUAGGAAGAAUGUGACAGUACCUUACUUUGUGUUCAUAACUUAAUGACACUUAUAGGAAUUUACACAGGAGAGAAAUCUCACAACUGUGAACAGUGUGAUGAUGCACUUAACCAGAGCUCAAAGUUUACUACACAUAAGAAAAUUCAUAUUGGAGAGAAAUCUUGCAAAUGAGAAUAAUGUGGCAAAUAUUUUAACUGAUUUUUAGCCCUUAGUAUACAUAAGACAAAUCAUGUCAGAGAAAAAUCACAAUAUGAAGGUGUGUGGAAGCUUUAUGCCAGAAAUCACAAUUUUCUGUACACAGUAGAAUUCAUGUUGAACAGAAAGCCUAUAAAUGUGAAGAAGGUGAAAAGUGUUUAACUUCUGCUCAAACAUUUCUCUAUGAAAUUUAUGACAUAAAGGGUGGCGCCUGUGGCUCAGUCGGUAAGGCGCCGGCCCCAUAUACCGAGGGUGACGGGUUCAAACCCAGCCCCGGCCAAACUGCAACCAAAAAAUAGCCGGGCGUUGUGGAGGGCGCCCAUAGUCCCGGCUACUCGGGAGGCUGAGGCAAGAGAAUCGCUUAAGCCCAGGAGUUGGAGGUUGCUGUGAGCUGUGUGAGGCCACGGCACUCUACCGAGGGCCAUAAAGUGAGACUCUUGUCUCUACAAAAAAAAAAAAAAAGAAAAAGAAAGAAAUUUAUGACAUAAAAAACCCCUACAACUGUGAAGACAGUGUUGAAUCCUAUAAGCAGGAUUCACACAUUUCAGUACAGAACAGGAUUCAUAGAGAUAUUCUACAAUUGUGAAGAAUAUGACAAUGUCUUUAAGUAUUUCUCAUACUUUUCUAAUUGUAAUUCAUAUGGAAGAAAUUCUCUACAAAUUUCAAUCGUGUCUUAAAAUUGUGUUUAUCCUGUUUGAUAGGGCUGGAGAGAGACAAGGGCAGAUGAUUCUAAGGCAUCCCUUGUCCAUGAUAAUAAGGAUCAAAAUUCCCAGAGUGGGCUGCCAAGGAAGAAAAACAUUUCAGGAAGGCUUUCAAAAACUGAACUGAUGUUUGCUCUACAAAAAUGACUCUCAAGAGGUAGAGAGACCUCAGUGUGGAGAUAUGGCCAAGCCACAAAAAAAGGGUCUUUGUAGCAUGCAUAUAAGUAAGGUGACAGUAGCCUCAAGGGACUCAUUUUUAUAAACACAGUAAAAUCCUCACCACUUUUUUUUUUUUUGAGACAGAAUCUCACUUAUUAACCCCUGAUAGAGUGCUGUGGCAGCAACCUUCAAAUCCUUGGGCCCAGGCGAUUCUCUUGCCUCAGCUUCCCUAGCAGCUGGGACUACAAUCACUUUUAUCACAGUUUAUAAAUACUAUGACAACUUCUAGAAAUUGAUUUACAGGGAUAGAAAUGGGAGGACUCUCCAUUCGGGAAUUUAUCCCCCUUUUUAGUAAAAAUAGUAAAUAUAUUACCCCCACCACCACUUAACAGAGAUUUGAAAAAUUAUCAUUAAGGGGAGAAAUCUCACUAACCCAGGGUGGUCUCCACUUGAUAAGGUGGAUGUCUCCCUUCUCUGGAGUGUACUGUGCUUUAAUAAACUUUGA
Nycticebus coucang (slow loris) is the source of this 4181-nucleotide messenger RNA. RefSeq names its product zinc finger protein 107-like. The transcript has 4 exons. The record is from RefSeq and is a predicted model, not a curated record. Bases 583 to 2439 code for a protein of 618 amino acids. Gene Ontology annotation, molecular function: RNA polymerase II cis-regulatory region sequence-specific DNA binding; DNA-binding transcription factor activity, RNA polymerase II-specific. NCBI's taxonomy places the organism in Eukaryota, Metazoa, Chordata, Mammalia, Primates, Lorisidae. Gene Ontology annotation, biological process: regulation of transcription by RNA polymerase II.